CGGCGCUCCGGGUCUGAGAGGUUAAGCCCAGCGGCGGCGGUGCUUGCCGGCCGCCAAGGACCGAGAACUAGGCCGUGGGGCCGCGCCCUGAGUAGCAGAACGAGAAUGAAAGAAGUAGAUAAUCUUGACAGUAUAAAGGAAGAAUGGGUUUGUGAAACAGGACCUCCUGACAGUCAACCCCUCAAUGAUAAUCAACAAAAGGACUGUGAAUAUUUUGUUGACAGCCUUUUUGAGGAAGCAGGGAAGGCUGGUGCCAAAUGCUUGUCCCCCACUGAACAGAAGAAACAGGUAGAUGUAAAUAUAAAAUUGUGGAAAAACGGAUUCACUGUCAAUGAUGAUUUUAGAAGUUACGCUGAUGGUGCAAGUCAGCAGUUUCUGAACUCCAUCAAAAAGGGGGAAUUGCCUUCAGAGUUACAGGGAGUUUUUGAUAAAGAGGAGGUGGAUGUUAAAGUUGAAGAUAAAAAAAAUGAAGUAUGUAUGUGUACAAAGCCUGUGUUCCAGCCCUUCUCAGGACAGGGCCACCGACUAGGAAGUGCCACACCGAGAAUCGUCUCUAAAGCACAGAGUGAGGAAGUUGACGAUAAAAGGACUUUGUCUGCUGUCUCACUGAACAACUUGGAGCCCGUUACCAGGAUCCAGAUCUGGUUAGCCAAUGGGGAAAGGACUGUCCAAAGAUUUAAUGUUUCUCACAGGGUGAGCCACAUCAAAGACUUCAUUGAAAACUACCAAGGAUCUCAGAGAAGCCCUCCCUUUGCUCUGGCUACAGCUCUUCCUUUCCUCAGAUUGCUGGAUGAAACGCUCACAUUGGAAGAAGCAGAUCUGCAGAAUGCUGUAAUCAUUCAGAGACUCCAAAAAACUGCCGAGCCUUUUAGAAAACUUUGAUAGUUUUUAUUUUUUGAGAGACUGGGAGAAAUGAUGGUUGGAAGUAGACAUGCAGAAGUGGGAGACUUCAGUGUGACUGCGCGUGUGGUUUGAGGGCUCUGUAAUCCUUUCUGAGGGGUUCAGCCAUCACAAGCUAGGAGAGUGAUGUGGCUGUAAGCCAGAGUCAGGGCACUUUCUCAACAGGCUAUUGAGAAAAAGUACCUAUUUUCAAAUACUAGUUAGCCAAUAUGAUAUAUUAAAUUAGCUGUAUCAUUAAUCUUAAUGUGGUCUAAAUUAGCAGAGUAUUCAGUUAGCUAAAUCAGCAUCAGCAUUCAAAUAUUAUUUCCAAACAGGAGAUAUUUAUAUAAAUGUUAGCUGUCUCAGUUUUAAAAUAGCAAUACAUUAAAAUAUUAUACAUGACAUAUUGAAAGCAUCGAUGUAAUUAUUAUAUUGCCUGUGCUUCAUCCUCAGAGCUUUGUAGUUUCUACUCUGUGAUGACAAAAGAUACUCAAAGAUUCAUUUAACAACAGUAUCCAAGAUAUAUACUCUUCUAGGAAUUAAAUUGUAUAGCUUAGUAUAACAUCAGUAUUAAUCUGUCUACACAGUUUUCUAUACCUUGUAUAUAAUUUUAUGGGCUGGGAACCUUGGGAACCUAGUUCAGUGGUAGAGAGUAUUUGCCAUGCGUACAUGAGACUGGUUUCAAUCAAUCAGCAGCACUAUUAAAAAAAAUCCUUUAAAUUUAUAAUGUAAAAGCACACACACAAAAAUUCUCCAAAGCUGGGUGGUAGUGGCAGAGCAGGCCUUUAAUCCUAGCAUUUUGGAGGCAGAGGCAGGAGGAUCUCCAAGUUCAAGGACAGCCUGUCCUACAGAUCUAACUACCAGGGUUACACAGAGAAACCCUGUCUAGAAAAGAAAAUAUUUACUCAUUUAAUAACUUUGAAACUGCCUACAGUGGCGCAUGCCCUAGCUCUAGCUCACACCAAGCUGGGGGUGGGGGGGCGGAGGGGAGGAGUGCUGGAGCCCAGGAGUUCCGGUCAGCCUAAGCAGCAUAGCAAAGCCCUGUCUCUUGAUAGUAACAACUUUGACAUCCGGAGAGAUGGCUCCGCAGUUCAGAGCACCGGCUGCCCUUGCUUAGAUCCAGAUUCAAUCUCUAGCACACACAAGGCAGCCCACAGCCAUCUGAAACUACUGCUCCAGGAUAUCCAGCUCCCUCUUCUGACCUCUGUGGCACUGUGCUCAAGUUAUAUGUAGACAUACUUGCAGGCAAAACAUCAUACAUAUUAAAUUUUUAAAAAUUAAUAAUUUAUGAAAUGAAAAGAUUUAUUGAGAAAGGUGGCAUUGUAUCAAAAAAUGUAAUGUCUGCCUUAAUGAAGAUAAAGAUUCUCAUCUGUUUAUAGUCUCUAGAAGACAACUUUUUAUUCAUGGGAAUGAAAAAGAAACAUGUAACUAUCUGAUUAGGAAAGACAGUUUGACAAAGGGUCAUUUGGGAGUCCUUCUCUCAGGGCCAAUACCUGGCCAAACGUAGGAGCUCCAAUUGAUCAUAAGCACUUAAGAGGCUGAGGCAGGAGGAUUACCAUGAGGCCAGCUUGAGCUACAGAAUGAGAGUCUGUUAAAUCAAAACAACAAAGUCUAUUCCUGCCCCGUCACCAGCAUAGUGCUUCACUGCCUGCCAGCUGCACUUGGAACCUUGCGUGACUCGUAGGUAUUUAGUGUAAAUGCAGGAACUCUAUGCUAGGCCUGAGUCCACUGUGCUUCACCGUGGACAGAGAAUGGCUCCACCCUCGUAGUCUCCACACUUGAGCUUUAUCCUCUUCCCAAGUUUACUUGGGCUGCCCCUCUUUAAGCUGAACUGCUCCUGGAAUAACCUGUGCCUUGCCUGCCGUCCACAGAUGAGGCAGGGCUGGAAAGUGUGAAUGAGGUUUUAAGUAAGACUCAGGAAUGACAAGAGGGAGCCUGUGCAUAACUAGAUGUCCCUUCUCUCGCCCUUUCUUCUGCAGCCCUAUUUUAAAGAUGCUUUCUUCCCUAGCUCCAGUCUUCCCCAGGCCAGACUUCUGCAUUUUGGGUGGGCAGUGUGGAAUAGAGGAGGAAGGAGAGCAUCUUUCUUUUGCCCUUUACCUAGGAAAUCAGCAGGUGUAUACUAGAAUGUCAAUAAUGUGUCAAUAAUGUUUACACAAUACUAUCAGAGCCCUUUUUAGCAAUAUAAUUUCUUUUAAAAAGGGGGUUAGUGAAAUCAAUGGUUUUAUUUUUCAGAUACAGGCAAAAACUUUUGUUAAUAUGUUUAGGAGUCUCUAAGGAAAUGUUUCAUAUAGGCCUAUCCUGAAACCUUUCUAUUUACAUAGUUAUAAUUGAUCCUCUGUAUUUUUAUGAGGAGCAUCUCACAAGAAUGUUUCUUGUGUAUCUACAAAUAAAGCCUCCAGUCUCUAAUUAACCGGAAGGCACAGUAGGUUCCUUGUGUGUUCACGUAGAGUGCAUGCCAAGGAGAGGUUCCACUGAGAAAGAUCAUCAGCAAUAACUUGCAUUUUUUAAAACUGUGAAAAUGUUAGUGUAAAUAAUGUCCUCAAAAGAUUUCCUUAAAAAUAAUCAUCUGAUAAAUCUUUUCACUUGAAAAUUCAAAAGUUGUGAAGUUGCUAAUGAAUAGACUCCUUAUUGCUGGUUGAUUGUGAAAGAAUAAGUUGCCAAGGGAAGCCAAACUUAAAGUAAGUGAACAUCUCAGGAGUAGAAUACAGUGGACCAAGUUUCUCCAGAACUGUCAUAGUCCGUUGUCUUGCAGAUGAGGUAGACAUUGAGAUACAUAUCUGAUUGUGCACAUCAUAAUUUGCUAGCUAGGUUACUAUGCACUAUCAAAGCUAAAAUAAUGGUACUUCAUCACGACCCAUUCAGUACACCUCAGGAUGUCUCCAUUCAUUGACAAUGUAGUAUUAUGUAUUUAUUUUAGUGCCUUAAUAUAUUUUUGAUGUAUUUUGCUAAUGGUAAAAUGAACUGUCUCUUAAAGAUAAAAUGCUGCUCACUGAAAGGAUCUGUUAAGUAAUUUAUACUUGUUAUAUAAUGGUUACAUGUGGAUGCUUUUGUCGGUUUUUUAUUUGGCUACAUCCUAUAGCUUGAGAAUCAAUGAUUAUUUUGAUCCAAUGAUUAUUAGAUGCCUUUUCCUUAACCAAUGUUGUUUUCAUUUCAGACUCAGAAAUUUGAAAAAGUGGUAUUUUUGUAGCUGUCUAAUGGUUGUUGCUUAUUGUGACCUAGCAUGGUGUUUCCCCCUUGUGCAUUUCUGCCACAGAGCAAACCACUUCAGUAAACAAUGCUCACACUGGGCCCACAGUCAGAGCCGCUUCCUUACCACAAUUAUAGCAAGCUUUGCCAGUUGUUCUAAAUUGUUUUGGCACAGACAAUUCAUACUCAUUAUAGAAAAUUAAAUAAUACAGAUAUUCUAAAGAUAA
This is a messenger RNA of Apodemus sylvaticus (European woodmouse), 4292 nucleotides long. RefSeq names its product UBX domain protein 2A (gene Ubxn2a). Gene Ontology annotation, cellular component: cytosol; nucleus. Lineage: Eukaryota; Metazoa; Chordata; Mammalia; Rodentia; Muridae. The record is from RefSeq and is a predicted model, not a curated record. Gene Ontology annotation, biological process: nuclear membrane reassembly; membrane fusion; autophagosome assembly. The transcript is spliced from 7 exons. Gene Ontology annotation, molecular function: ubiquitin binding. The coding region runs from base 106 to 882 and encodes 258 amino acids.